Messenger RNA from Danaus chrysippus (African queen), 2715 nucleotides. The record is from the annotation of a GenBank genome assembly. Lineage: Eukaryota; Metazoa; Arthropoda; Insecta; Lepidoptera; Nymphalidae.
AUGGAGAAAACUGUACAAAAUCGAACUACCGAAAAGUGUUCCUGCUGGAUGGUCCCACCAUGGAGAUUUUCGGAUUUAUCAGAUGAAAAAUUAUAUCUGGCCUACACACAACAACAACGACAAAGGGCUGUUCUCCGAUUGAUCCUUACAGGGGUUUUGUUUCAAGUGUUUGCAUCGCUUGUGCCUGGAGAACGUGAUUUGCAUUUCGCUUAUAAAUCUGUCGCAAUUUCCCUUGUGCUGAAUUUAAUUUUGGCAGUAAUCUACGCUCUGUACCGCAAAGCAAGAACAGCUUUAAAUCAUAUCGCAUGGAUUACACUGUGGGUUCAACUCCUUGUGAGCACUUCCAGACGCCUUGGAGAUUCGUAUAAUGAAUUGCUGGGUUGGGCCGUUGUACUGCAAUAUUUUACCCUUGCAACGUUACCAUUCCAUUAUAUACUUCUUAUAUUAUAUAGUACACUUUCACUCACUGCGUAUUUACUUAUUCAAUACUAUAAUGCUACAACUACUGAAAGUAGACUGGCCGGCGAUUUUUACUUGCAGCAAAUAGCGAACGGAUGCCUCUUACUCGGAGCUACAUUUCUGGGCGGAACUGCAUAUGCAAUAAGUGAAAAACAACAGCGGAGCUCAUUUCAAGAGACAAAACGGAGUUUACGCGAUAAACUUACAAUUGAACAACAAAGCAAAGAACAAGAAAGAUUGUUGCUAUCCGUGCUUCCUGAACAUGUGGCAGUACAAAUGCGGAAAGAUUUGGGACUUAUCGAUACCCAGUUUAAGAAAAUCUACAUGUCCCGUCAUGAAAAUGUUAGGUGGUAUAUUAUAUGCAGACAUCGUGGGAUUUACGGCUAUAUCCUCAACCUAUUCAGCGCAAGAUUGGUAGCCAUAUUAAACGAACUUUUUGCAAGAUUUGACCGACUUGCGGAGAAAUACCAACAACUAAGGAUCAAGAUUCUAGGCGAUUGCUAUUACUGCAUCAGCGGCGCUCCGGUGGAGAGACCUGACCACGCUGUCUUAUGUGUUCACAUGGGACUGUCUAUGGUCAAGGCGAUUAAAUAUGUUCAACAAACAACAAAUUCGCCAGUGGAUAUGCGCGUGGGCAUCCACACGGGUGCCGUGCUAGCGGGAGUGCUCGGACAACGACAGUGGCAGUUUGACGUUUACUCUCGGGAUGUCGAACUUGCCAACAAAAUGGAAAGCAGCGGGAUGGCUGGGUCUCAACUGGGGGGCUCCGAAUUAAGGGAGAUGCUUAUUCAAUACAGCCCCAGGCUGUAUUACUUUCACGGCGAAGAUAAGAGUGCAGCCGGGGAAGCGGGUGAGGGAGAUGCGAGCGACGCGCUCUCCGAUCUGAAAGACGACGAUGAGGACUCUGUUCUAUCACCGCAAGACGAGAGCAAGGACAAUGAGGAUGUCAAAAUACUCGCAAUGUUAGAGGAAGAACUCGUCAAUAGAGAUGAUAACAAGGAGCUAGCGGAUGCGACGACUUUGUGCCUGACUUUCAAGACCCAAGCGGCGGAGGCUUGUUAUGCGCGCGGAGGGUUGAUGCCUGUCCCCUGGCUGUCUGCGCUCCUCCGCUACUGUUGCUACCCGCUGUUUGUAGCUCUAGCCAGCUUUGCUGUUCCAUCAACCUGGUCUUUACACGCCGUCUAUCUUGCGCUGGUUCUUGAAACAGGACUCGUUAACGUCGCAUACUAUGCUUGCUAUAGAUAUGCUCAUUAUAAGAAAAAAGCUAUAUCUCCCUACUGGAAGCUGACAUGUGGAACGUUCAACAUUGUGAUGUUUGUCGCUGCCAAUAUUGCUCCAUUGGUGGGUGGGUGCGGGUGCGUUAUGUGGUGCAUUAUGGGUUUCUCCACUGGGUGGAUGUGCACGAGCGGCUUUGCUGGGGUCAUUAGCGGCGGCUCACGCUGUAACCGCCGCUCUAACACCCGCGGUACUAACAUCUCGCCCUACCCUCGACCGCGACCCCUUUCGUCUGCCUACAACGCCACCGAUGACUGCGAAGAAGAAUUAUUAAAUCUGCUAGCGAGUCUCUGGAGCGCGCACGGCACUCGCGCGGGGAGAGAAUGCGCGCGCAGGCGGAGCAAGCGAGUGACUUACGGCGACGCAACCAGGCACUGGUCCACAACGUUCUGCCCACCACACGUGGCCAGGCAUUUCAUGGGCGCACGUCAUCAUCACCGUGAUUUAUACAGCCAGAGUUACGCGGAAGUCGGCGUGCUAUUCGCCUCCAUGGCCAAAUUUUACAGCCUUCUGGAUGGUGUAUUGGGUUCGUUGGGCUCACCUGGCAAAUGUUUGGUGGAGUUUGCUUUGGAGCUGCAGCGUGUUCUGGCCGCCAUCAACGAGCAGUCUUUCAAUCAUUUCGUACUUCGCAAUGGGUGUAAAAAGGUUGUAACCACGGACCGAUCACAGCAGGCGUCAUUGGUGCCAGAAAGCCCCCACUAUGAUAUAUGGGGGAACACCGUGAAUGUAGCUUCAGGAUGGAAAGCACUGGCAAGGCUGGAUGUAUACAGAUUUUGGGUAUUACUUCGAGCAACGUGGGCUAGUCGCCGUUUUAAGGGCAAGGGGCAGCUUAUGACGUACUACCUGCAAGGAAAGAAAGGCGACAUAGAUAAUACCACAAACAAUGGCGAAAACGGCGAGUUACUAGCGAACGGGGAACCUACUCCGUCGAUGUUCACUCGUUCAGAGGAAGCGGACGCUGGCCAUCCACUUCUUCCGUAA